GGAGAGAGUGUAGUACAGAAACUAAUACUGACCUGUCUCACAUGUGGGAUUUAAAACAUACAGGCUAUUUGUGGACAUGUGGACGAGACAGCAGCGUGACCACAGGACACACACACACACACACUUAGAGAGGUGGACAUUUUCUUCAGCAGAAACCAGAUGUUUCAUGUUUCUCGAGGGGAGCAGCUGUCCAUCCAGGUCCUCAUUGGUAAAGUCAUGAAAUUCAAUGUGAUUGUGCGUAUGUGUCACUUGUGUGUUUUCUAAAGCAACACAUAUUAAACCCCCCUUGAAGAUAGCUGCUGAAAGGGGUCAUUUGUUUUUCUAGCUGAUUUAUCACGUGACAGGAAGCAGCAGGCCCACAAUGACCAGGUGAACACACGCACACACAGACACACAAACACCACAUGCCAUAUUCUCUUACCCACCACCUGCAUUAUUCAACACGAGUGUGAAAGCAAACUCCUGAAGCUCCUCACUGAGACGACAAACACAAGCUCCAGUGUUGGUUUCUCUGUUUUUCUGCUCUAACACUGAAAUGUUUGCCGCAGCCACUAAGAACUUUGUGAAGCAGGUGGGAGACACCGGGAGGUUGAUCCCCGUCCCGAGCCUGAGCGAGGCCGACCGGUACCAGCCGCUCAGCCUGGUCACGAGGAAGAGGAAGAGGCACCUGUGGAAGAAGAACAAGUUCGCGUCCACGGCCUUCUCCCUGAAGGACAUCCUGGUGGGAGAGAAGGAGAUCACAGCAGGCGUCUCGUCCUAUCAGCUCCUGAACUACGAGGACAAAUCGGACGUGGCCCUCAACGGCCGCCUGGGGAACCACAUCAUCAACGACGUGGGCUUCAACAUCAGCGGCUCGGACUCGGUGGCCGUCAAGGCCUCGUUCGGCAUCGUGACCAAACACGAGCUGGAGGUGCCCACGCUGCUGCGGGAGCUCAACUCCAGGAAAGUGGACCUGGAUCACUGCCUGGUCCGUCAGUCCAAGGAGAGCCGGCGCUGCGUCCUCUGCGUGGUCGUGGAGAGCAUCCGCACCACGCGGCAGUGCUCCCUCACCGUCCACGCCGGGAUGAGAGGGACCACCAUGAGGUUUCAGAUCGACGACGGGAGGAACCCCAGAGGUCGAGACAAGGCCAUCGUCAUCCCGGCUCACACCACCAUCGCCUACAGCAUCUGCCAGCUGUUUGUUCGCCUGGACGGCCGGCUCGAUAUUUGUGUUGCUCCUGAGUCUCAGGGCGGAUUUGAGCGGGAGCAGAUCCGGGAGCAGCUCGGAGGCUACAUCGGUCACUUCUCUAUGGGUCGACUGCGCCGCUUCCUGUCCGGGAUCAUCUACGGGAACCCCUUCAGAGCAGACGACCAGACGUUUGAGGAGCUCACCCACUCCGACACCUACAUGGACGACAUGGUGACGGACUACUACGAGAAAGCCGCCAGCAUGACGGACGUGUCCACCACCUACCUGAGGGAAAGCACCCACCCACGGGUCAACCUCCUCAAGCACAACAUCCCGAAGGGCCCCUGCGCGCUGUGCGGCAUGGGGAACCAGCGGCGGGAAACCGUGUACGGCUGCUUGGAGUGCUCGACCGGAGGCCAGAAGUACGUCCGCCUGCACGUGGUGCCCUGCUUUGACCUUUGGCACAAAACGCUUCGGUGAAGAAGAGGAGUUCUGACAAGUGGGAGCAGCUUGAUUCAGAUUCUACAAGCGUCACUGUUUACCGUGCUGUUUUUUCAGAUGUUUGAAUAAAAACCAUGAAAACUGGACAUUGAAACAUCCGUGAACCAACAUCAGUAAAAGAUCUGAACUCCAUUUGGUCUCUCACUUUUAUCCAGUGUCGAUUUUCCAUUUGACCUCUGCCCCCGGCCCAGUUUCUCACGUGUGCCGGAUGAUUAAUUAUUCAGUAAGAGUUUUAAAAAUGGACCCGAGGGAUCGUGUGAAGAAAGAAUGACCUGGUUUUGAUUUAGGCUGGUUUAUGAACCUUGAUAAUCUGAAUAGACCUCACAGUUUAGGUCUAUAAUG
Platichthys flesus (European flounder) is the source of this 2011-nucleotide messenger RNA. It is a transcript of the gene pjvk, whose product is annotated as pejvakin. The coding region runs from base 536 to 1648 and encodes 370 amino acids. Lineage: Eukaryota; Metazoa; Chordata; Actinopteri; Pleuronectiformes; Pleuronectidae. Gene Ontology annotation, cellular component: cytoplasm. Gene Ontology annotation, biological process: programmed cell death. The record is from RefSeq and is a predicted model, not a curated record. The transcript is spliced from 6 exons.